UAUAUGAUCUAAGGUUUACGGCUUGCGCUCGCCUGUGAAUAGUGAUUUGUUUGCGGCGUUUCGUGCUUGCUAAAAAUCGGUUAAAUGGGCGUAAAUGAUUGAGUCGUUACGAUAUUUUUCAACAAAUUAACAAAAUGGAAGUUAGCAGUGAACAACCCACUCCAGCCAUGGAGCCGACCGCUAUUACUGAGCAGGAAACUACCGAAGAAUCCAUGGAGGAGGCCACCGAAGAUUACAGCUUCGAUGGUGACGAGUACAGGCCUUUCAUACCGCGAGGGCGAGGAGGUUUCAGAGGUCGAGGGCGGGGAGGCUUUGAUUUUCCCAUGAGAGGUGGUCCCCCUAGAUUCAGGGGCCGUGGCUUUGGCCCACGUGGACCCAUGUUCAGAGGUGGUAACAAUGGAUUUCCAUUCGAGGGACCACCACGUCCCAAUUGCCCACCAGGUCCUGGUGGACCUAGAUUUCGUGGACCACCGCCAUUUGAUCCUAGUUGGGGUCCUAUGGGACCCCCUAACUUAAUGGGACCACCUAACAUGAUGGGACCACCGGGAAUGCCACCUCCACACAUGAUGAAUGGGCCGCUCGGUACUAGUCCUUAUGGUCCGCCACCUGGAAUGGGACCACCGAACAUAAAUGGUACACAAGUUGCUGGUCAACAAACGCAACAGCAGAUCCAUCAAUCACAGACAAACAUUCCAGGACUAGAUCUCAAUGGGGAAGUAUGGGUAGAAACUAAAACUGGGGAUGGAAAAUCAUAUUAUUAUAAUAUACGGACAAGGGAAACCACCUGGACUAAACCUGAGGGACCAAACGUCAAAGUUAUGGCUCAAGAUCAGUUGGAGCAGCUUGUACAUGGGGCAGCUAAACAGAGUGGCACAUCGACUACAACAACGGGUACCACGCAGUCGCAGAUUACUGACUCGCGUGUGUCCCAAUCUAGUGAACAGCCACCUGGUAGUACAGAAACUCCAACUCAAUUGAGUUCUUCUCCGUCGACAUCUACUACCACUGCACCAGCAAGUGAAUCUACCGAUACAACUGCGCAACCUGAAAUAAGCCAGACCAAUGGUAGUGAAAAUGUUCUUGAGGAUGUGCACAUGGAAUCGUCAACGAAUUCAAAUAACACAUCAAACUUUGCAGUAGCUCCAUCAACCGUUAGUGGCCUUACGGCCAAUGGUACAGCAAAUAUGAUGCAACCCCCACCAAAUAUGUUGCCAAUGCAGCAUAGAAUGCCCACCAAUCAAUUUGGUGGGCCAAUUUCUGCCCCAUUUGGGGCAGCACCUUUUGGUAUGCCUCCACCAGGCUUUCAAGCCUUUGGAAGCUACGGACCACCUCAAGCUAAUUGGGGAAUGCCACAAAUGCCACAUGGAGUCAUGACUCCACAAGCUGGAGUUGAAGACCCAGCUAUUCUGGCACAAAUUGAUCAAGAAUUAGUAACAUCUGCGUUAGUCUGGACAGAACAUAGAGCACCUGAUGGUCGAAUGUAUUAUUAUAAUACAAAGGCAGGUGAAUCAGUUUGGGAAAAGCCCCAGGUACUCAAGGAUUUUGAAAGUGCUAAACUAGCUGUACGACAAAAAGCAGAUGAUAUCGCACCUGCGGGGACUCAGGAUAUUCCAAUUAAGCUUGAGAAACAGGAAGAAACUAGCCAUGAGACUAAAGAGAAUCUGAAAGAAAGUGAAAUCAACAAGCAGAAAAAAGAUGAAACAACUCCUAAAGAAUUGGCUAAACCACAAGAUAAAUCUAGACCCAUUUCUAGUACUCCUGUGCCUGGAACACCAUGGUGUGUCGUUUGGACAGGAGACGGUCGUGUAUUCUUCUACAAUCCUUCAUCCCGAAUUUCGGUUUGGGAGAGACCUGAUGAUUUAGUUGGCAGACAGGAUGUAGAAAAAUUGAUCGCAACUCCACCGGAUGCAGUCGCAACAACCAAAAAUCCUCAUCAAUCUGAGUCCAGUGAGAGCAGUGACGAGGAUCAGCCUACGCCAGCUAAAAAACCAAAACAAGAGGAAGUUAAGGUCAUUCCAAAGGAGGAGGAGGAAAAGGAAGGCAAGAAAACGAUCGACAUCGGUAAGGAGGCAGCGAUCGAAGCGGAAGUAAGGGCCGCCAGAGAGAGAGCCAUUGUUCCUUUAGAUACUAGGAUUAAAUCUUUCAAAGAUAUGCUAGCAGAGAAAGAUGUAUCUGCAUUUAGUACUUGGGAAAAAGAAUUACACAAAAUUGUGUUCGACCCGCGUUAUUUACUGUUGACAUCGAAGGAAAGGAAGCAGGUAUUUGAGAAGUACGUGAAAGAAAGAGCAGAGGAGGAGAGACGCGAGAAAAGAAAUAAAAUGAAAGAAAGGAAAGAACAGUUCCAAAAACUCCUUGAAGAAGCAAAUCUCCAUGGAAAGUCAUCGUUCAGUGAUUUUGCUCAAAAGCACGGACGGGAUGAGCGUUUCAAAAAUGUAGAGAAAAUGAGGGAGCGGGAAAGCCUAUUCAACGAAUAUCUCUUGGAAGUGAGGAAGCGGGAAAAGGAGGAGAAGACAGCCAAACGAGAACAGGUGAAAAAGGACUUUUUAGCCAUGUUGCAAGAGCACAAGGACAUUGACAGGCAUUCGCAUUGGAGUGAGUGUAAGAAGAAAUUAGAAUCCGAUUGGCGUUAUAGACUGGUGGAGUCUGCGACUACCCGAGAGGAUUGGUUCAGAGAUCACAUUCGUUUAUUGAAGGAAGAAAGAAAAAAAGAGAAGGAACGGGAUAAGGAUCACAGACAUCGGGAUAAGGAGCAUCACAAAUCCGAGAAAAAAGAUAAAGAUAAAAAAGAUAGCGACAAAUAUAAGGAGAAGUCCAAAGAAAAGGCCGACAAAGAUGUUGUGAAAGAGAAAAAACAAAGGAGAAGCGAAGUUAACCACGAGGAGAAUGGUAAGGAAAAACUCAUCGUAGAAAAAGAAGCUGGAGAAGUUGAAGAACCUGAAGAAAAGAAGACUAAAAAAGAUAACGACAAGGACGAAAAUAACGUCGCUUCAGACUCUGAAGAAGAUCGCGAGAAGCAAAAGCGUGAACGAGAACGAAGGGCUGAAGCUAGUUUAAGGGAGCGAGAAAGGGAAGUGCAGCGCACCUUAGCAACUCAUCUUCGAGACAGAGACAAGGAACGUCAACAUCACAGGCAUGCAGAAGCUGUUCAACAUUUUAGUGCACUUCUUGCAGACUUGGUUCGGAAUGGGGAUCUUGCUUGGCGGGAGGCUAAGAGACAGUUGAGGAAAGACCAUCGAUGGGACUUGGCAGAAAGUUUAGAGAGGGAAGAGAAAGAACGUUUAUUUAAUGAACAUAUCGAACAGCUUGGUCGCAAGAAACGUGAUAAAUUUAGAGAGCUACUCGAUGAAGUUGGUGCGUCAACGGAGCUCACCGCAUCGUGGAAAGACAUUAAAAAAUCAUUGAAAGAUGACCCUCGAUAUGUGAAAUUUUCAUCGAGCGACAGAAAGUGUGAAAAGGAAUUCAAGGAAUAUAUAAAGGAUAAACUCGUUGCAGCCAAGGCUGAUUUCAGAGAGCUCCUACAGGAGACAAAACUGAUAACUGACAAGACAUUCAAAAAAGUACAAGAAAACAGCACUUGCUUAGCAGAAAUUGAAGAAAUUUUAAGAAAAGACCGAAGGUUUCUUGUACUGGAAGCAGCUGCUGUUGAGAGAUCGCGAUUGUUGAUGGGUUAUUUGGAGGAAUUGGCUCGCAGAGGGCCACCGCCACCACCCACAGCCUCAGAACCUUCACGUAGACCAACUACAAAUUAAUAUCAAUCGUCCCCAGCAAAGCAUGAAUCAUGAUAAUGAGUCUACAUACGAGUAUAUAAUACAGCCAUAACAGUAGUUGGUCCGAAUGCAUCAAUUUAUUUCCCAGACAAGAAUGUAUACAUACAUCUAGGGUACAAUAAAAUUAAUAUUAACACCAAUAUUUGUAGAUACAUGAAUCGAAACUGUUCCCCAAUAUUUUAGUAUAUUAUCUGUACACAUAACACAAGAAUAUAUUAUUUGUAUCAGCCUUAUGAUAAUUGCAAUAUGACAAAAAAAUUAAAAUCUUUUCAGCAGUAA
Athalia rosae (coleseed sawfly) is the source of this 4046-nucleotide messenger RNA. Its product is annotated as transcription elongation regulator 1. Lineage: Eukaryota; Metazoa; Arthropoda; Insecta; Hymenoptera; Athaliidae. Gene Ontology annotation, molecular function: transcription coregulator activity; RNA polymerase binding. The transcript has 17 exons. The record is from RefSeq and is a predicted model, not a curated record. Bases 135 to 3749 code for a protein of 1204 amino acids. Gene Ontology annotation, cellular component: nucleus.